This is a messenger RNA of Annulohypoxylon maeteangense, 1531 nucleotides long. RefSeq names its product alternative oxidase. Gene Ontology annotation, molecular function: alternative oxidase activity. Gene Ontology annotation, biological process: alternative respiration. Bases 134 to 1192 code for a protein of 352 amino acids. The transcript has 4 exons. Gene Ontology annotation, cellular component: mitochondrion. The record is from RefSeq and is a predicted model, not a curated record. NCBI's taxonomy places the organism in Eukaryota, Fungi, Ascomycota, Sordariomycetes, Xylariales, Hypoxylaceae.
GUUUGUUCCCAAGCCACCCUGAAAAGUAAUUUGUCUACUGGUCUAUUUUCAAGUCUACUACUUGAAAAUUUUUAUUCCAUUUUACUACAUACAUUUCCACUGGUCGUGGUUGUCCCAUAUUUACCUGCCCUCGAUGUUAUCAGUCAAGGUCCAACCCAGCCUUUGCACAUCGAAACAAGCUGCCCGGCUAUCUAGAGCCGUGGUACCCUUGAUUCGAACCUCUACACUUGGAAGCUAUCCAGCAGGAAUCCGUGUUGGCAUUGUUACUGCCAGUUCACGGGCUUUCUCUACCACCCCAACCAACCACUUCAAGGACUUCUUUCCCAUCAAGGAGACGGAACAUAUCCGCCAGACACCGGCGGCAUGGCCACAUCACGGCUAUACUGAAGAGGAGAUGCUCAGUGUUGUCCCAUCCCACCGUCCGGCGAAGACAUGGGGCGACUGGGCCGCUUGGAAAUUCAUGCGGUCGUGUAGGUGGGGAAUGGACUUCUUCACGGGGAUGAAGAAGGAUCAGAAGGUUGACAAGACGAACCCUACCACCGCCGUCGACACGAUCCAGCCUUUGACUGAAGGUCAAUGGCUGUUACGAUUCCUCUUCCUCGAGUCCAUUGCCGGUGUUCCAGGCAUGGUUGCAGGAAUGCUACGACACUUGCACAGCAUACGACGACUUAAGAGGGACAACGGCUGGAUCGAAACCCUCCUCGAAGAAAGCUACAACGAACGUAUGCAUCUUCUAACAUUUAUGAAGAUGUGCGAGCCAGGCUGGUUCAUGAAGAUGCUCCUUAUCGGUGCUCAAGGCGUCUACUUCAACGGUCUUUUCUUGACAUAUUUAAUCUCGCCUAAGAUCACACAUCGGUUUGUUGGCUAUCUGGAAGAAGAAGCCGUUCACACCUAUACCCUCUGCAUCAAACAGAUGGAAGAGGGACAUCUACCAAAAUGGACCGACCCAAACUUCGUCAUUCCAGAUAUCGCUGUCCAGUACUGGAGUAUGCCCGAGGGAAAGCGAUCGAUGAAAGACCUCAUCUACUACAUCCGAGCUGACGAAGCUUGCCACAGGGGUGUCAACCACACUCUCAGCAACCUGAACCAGAAAGAAGACCCCAACCCCUUCGUCAGCCAGUACAAGGACGGAAAGGGCCCACCUAGACCUGCCUUGAAGGCAAUGGGCUACGAACGGGAAGAAGUCAUGUAAAAACCUAUGGGGGAAAGGACCUGCAGACUUUCUCAACGAACGCGUUGAAUUCAUCACUUGAUUACGGCAUAAAAGGGGCGCAGGAAUGGUUGAGCUUGCUUGCAUCGCAUUUGCAUUAUCAUCGGCUGAUUAGCGAUGUAGAACUAGAUUGGGACGGCGUUUGGCACAGAUUAUGCGGGAGAACCAGUCCCAGAUUGUGCUUGGACGAUGAUUACCUAGACAUCAAAAUACCCGUAUUAUACAGAUAUAGAAUGGACUGGAGCAAGAAACUUGCAGUGGUGUUUCUCCGGUCCGGGUCUCAACUCUUUAGAUUAACUAACAUGAUCUCUACUUUUCUUA